This is a messenger RNA of Oreochromis niloticus (Nile tilapia), 3424 nucleotides long. RefSeq names its product sialic acid-binding Ig-like lectin 5. The record is from RefSeq and is a predicted model, not a curated record. The coding region runs from base 547 to 1890 and encodes 447 amino acids. Lineage: Eukaryota; Metazoa; Chordata; Actinopteri; Cichliformes; Cichlidae. Gene Ontology annotation, biological process: cell adhesion. Gene Ontology annotation, cellular component: plasma membrane. The transcript is spliced from 8 exons. Gene Ontology annotation, molecular function: sialic acid binding.
UGAAAGAAAAAUAAACCUUGUGUGCCCUAUUAAGUGUGAGCGUGGUGGUUUUCUAUUGGUCACUGUUAGAACUUCUUCCUUUCUUGUGCUGUGGCUGUUUUGUUCUGAGGCCCACUUCUUAACACCAUACUUGCACUUUCAGCAUGCAAGUUUAUAGUACUCAUGAGUAAAAUGUUAACAAAACUAUUGAGUUUUUCAGAAGGAUUGUUACAAAGAAGAAAUACUCAACUAAACAACUUUCCUCAGUUUUUUUGCAACAAGUAUCCAAACAAGUAGCUGAUGGACACAGAUACAAAGAUCAGUUGGUGCUUCAUCGGAUCCACACUUCAAACGUCUGCCAGCAUUUAGUCUCUGUACUGCAGGUCUGAUCCAGACAGCAACAGAUUUGAGAUUUCUCACAGGAGGAAGACAAAGAGAAGAGAGGCGAGGUGCGAAUGAAAUACUCUAGUUUAGAGAGUGAGCAGACAUCAAGAGAAGAGAAGCUUGAAGAGUAUAAUAAAACAGUUAUUCUGUGGAGGGAGAGACUGAACGUCUCGAGCAUCGAACAUGUUUGUUCUCAUCUGGUUGACUCUGUUUGUCUCUGUAAAAGGCAGCAUUGCUGACACAGGUGUCUCAGCCUGGGGUCAACAACACUGUGAUGGAAGAUACUGUGUUACUCUCAGUGAGCGAGAACUAACAGCAGAGGCUGGACUCUGUGUUGUGAUCCCGUGUUCUUUCACUACUGCUGAUGAGUUUACACCCAAACAUACAGUUUGGUACAAAUGUGAAGCAUCUCAACACAGUUGCAGUGAUGGUGACAUAAUAUUUCACAGCAACAAAAACACAGACAAAAAAGCUCAGUCUGGGUUUGAAGGACGAGUGUCACGUUUGGAGCCUGAUGUGAGUCAGAAAAACUGCAGCAUCAUCAUUAAUGAUCUUAAAGAGUCUGAUUCUGGAUCAUAUCAGCUCAGAGUUACUGGUGAACUGAAUGGAAAACAAGAUGGAUUCACAUUCAUUCCAAGAGUAACUGUCUCUGUUAAAGUUCUUAAUCAGAAGCCCACAGUAAUGAUUCCCACACUGACAGAGGGACAGCAGGCCACACUGACCUGCACUGCUCCUGGUCUCUGCUCUGGAUCUGUUCCUGAAAUCACCUGGACAUGGAGAGGAGCAGGAGGGACUGAAUCUUACAUUACAGGAAACAGCACUGCUUUCAAGACUGAGAAUCUGACGGCUUUCACACAGAGACACAUCUCAACUUUAACCUUUAAAUCUUCAGCUGAACAGCACAACACCACCAUUACCUGUAAAAUCCGCUUCACAGGUGAAACAACUACAGAAGAUGCUUCAUCUUUGAAAGUAAACUAUGUGAAGGAAGUUAAAAUCACUGGGGUGACAAGUGUGAGGGAGGGAAAUGUUCUGAAUCUGACCUGCAGUGUUGAAAGUUUCCCUCCAGCUCAUAUUGUGUGGAGAAAAGUUCCUUCCAACACAAACCUUCAGACCAGAAACACUGACCUGCACAAUGAUACAGUUACACUCGUCACCCUGAAUGUGACAGCAGAAAAUUCUGGGCAGUACAUCUGUAUGGCAAAACAUCUGGACAAAACACUGACUUCAUAUGUCAAUGUGACUGUGACAUGGCAUACAAAGAUACAGGAUGGCUCUGGAUGUGUGCUUCAGUCAGAGGUUUUGACCUGUGUGUGUAUCAGUGAAGGGUUUCCCUUACCUACCAUCAAAUGGCCGCUCCUAGAAAACCACACUCAGUACACUCCCAUUACUACUGUGUCAAACCACACAGUCAACAGCACUGUCAGUCUCACUGUAAAAAACCAUGGCAACAGCACUGUUGAAUGUGUGAGCAACAAUGGAAAUGGAGAAAAAAGAGAGAAUCUAUUUUCAGUAAUGGAUUUUUAAUACGAUCUCUGGUUUGCAUGUACUACACAUAAUUCAAAACAACAUAAACAUUCACUUUUUUUCCUUUCCAUUUUAUUUCCCUCAAGUUCAGAGCAACUAUCUAGUUUUAUUUUAGGAUUCCUGAAAGUCAUCAUUGCCUUUUUGACUGGGGUACUUUUUUCAGUAAUCGUGCGCUGAUUGGUCAAAAAUUAGUACAGGUACAACAUUUACUUUAAUAAUUAUUACCAGGUGUUCUUUGUAGAUAGAUUUUAAUGUAUAUUUGUAAACACAUUCUAUAAAACUAGCAAUUUCUUGAGGAAAAAAAAGAGCUCCAGAAAUUCGGAUUAGAUUUUGGAGAUGGAUUUUUUUUUUUUUUUGGUUUGCAUUUCUUAUUGACUUGGAUGAAUAAUAACCGCAAUCUUUUUUGUUUUCUAUAGACCUUAUAGUUUUUAAAUAUUGAUGUCUACCAAAUGGUUGAGAAAUCUCUUUAUGGUUUACUUAUAUGUUAUGUAAAUAAAAGUACAGUAGAUAAUACAGUUGCAAUAAAUGAAAUAAAAUACCAAAUUGUCAUGAAAUUAAUAAAAAAAAAACUAUCCAGAGCAUUUAUUUCUAGUAGUAUGCCACAAAACAUUGCUCACUUUCAUUCCAGCAAAGGAAAAUAUUGUAUCCAACAAAAAAAAGUGCAUUUCUUAUUUUUUAAUCUUAAAUGCAUCUGCAUUAAACUGCAGCAGCAGAAAAGUCUCACAUUCAGGACAAUGAUAAUUGAAUGCUAUGCUGCAAAAUCAUUUUUGCUUUCAAAAAGAAAAAACAAAAACAAACAAACAUCCAAAACAAAGGAAAUAUUUGCAUUAAACAUUUCUCAACAACAUUCUACACACUAAGUAUCAGUUAACGUGACAGAAAUAUGUGCAGUAUGUUGACAACUGUAUACAUGUAGAGCAGAGGUUGGCAGCCAGCAGCUCACUGGACACAUGUGACUGUUUAGCCUCUCAGCUGUGGCUCCUGGAAGCGUUAAAAUAAAAAUAAAAUAAAAUAAAAAAAAAAAAAACCCUCAAACUGUGUGUGUGUUUACAUAUGUAAAAUACGUGUGUGUAUGUGCUCUCUUGUGUCUUACAGCAGCUCGUGUGAAACCUUGUGGUUCUUACAGUACAGUUCUUCCCUGGAUUGUUGCUGGUGUAUCUCUCACUUUGAAUGCCUUCUGCAUAAUCUACAUAUGGUUCCUUUGGAAUUCAAGAAAAAAGGUGAAGCUACAUCAGGAGGAGAGAACCUACAUGUCACUGCAAAAAGCGGAUGUGUCACCAGAUUAUGAUGUUAUUGCACAACAUAUAAACUGAAAAGUCAGGUUUCAGAUAGCUGUGUGAUUGUAAUGGCAGCCUGUUGUCAAUACUGUGGUGAUGUAAUUAAUUUGUUUCAUUGUCUUGAUUAACGACAGAUACUCUGGUAUUACAAAUUUUAAUUUAAAUUAUUCAAUUAAAACUUACUAUUUGUUAAUUACUUUUUACAUUGCAUUGUAAACAAUGAGAUUGUGUUGGGGUUUUUUUGUUGUUGUUUUUUU